ACUUCAUGAGGCGUUUUUCCUGCAACGGUUACGUUAGUUACAUUUACGAUUCCUUCCGUAUUGUUAUAUGAACGUAGGCCUUCUCUUUUUUAUAAAACGGUACUGACUUUUAAGCUAGUAACGUGCGUGUAGGUGAUCACAGUAAGCUUCACGAGCAUAAGUGGUGUGACUGAUGGGGCUGCUCCAAAAAGUUAUAUUACCAGUUAACGUGACUGUUUAUAAUUCGUAGAGGUUUAGCACACGAAAAAUACAAAAUUACUUAACUCAACGUAAAUUCCAGUACUUGUUUCAACGAAAGAAAACCUCUGAAAUGUUACCUUCAGUCCUGUAGCAGCUAAUAUUGUGUAACUCUUGUAUGUCGGUUUGAAAGGAAUUUAUUAUUCGAUCCGAAAUAAAAUAUGAAACUUGUCUUCAGCAAAUUUUGUGCACUACGAAAUGAUUACCAUCAUAAAUAAUGAAGUGAACACAUGUGUCGUGUGACAAAGAAUGGCCAGGACAAGACAGAUGCCAUGACCAUUUACCGUUACAACGUUGUUAGACGUAAUCCUCCUGUCAACAAAGAAUUCGAACGAGGUGUAUCAUGGAGUUGAUUACUCACUUCAGACUUGACUAACAGUAUGGUGUGUGUUACUUAUGUUGACAUGCACAAGUAGUAUGUAGCAUCGUUCGAGAAUAGGAUGCCUGGCAGUAGAAUGUUUAAAUGAAGAGAAGAAGGACGUAGACAGAGAUGAAUUAGAAUGACAACAUGAUUUGAGGAAUGAAGGGGUAUGUGUAGGACCAAUGAAGGAAGAUGUGUAAAUAAUGUAUUGAAUGUAUUAUUUCCAUAUUUUACGAAGGUGCUGUAUAAUUCUGCAUAAGACAGUAAAUUGUUUUUCCCACCACAGUGUUUGUUCACCACAACGGUAGUUUACUCUUUAGAAGUGUGAAGAUCGACAUAGUUGAAUUACUUACAUUCACGGUGAUUGAGACUGUUUAAGAUGAAUACGGUUGUCCCGACACUAUAAUACUGGGAAUGUCAUACAUUCAGCGUACUUCACCAGGGAGUUAGAAGGAGGUCAUAUUACUUAUGCGAACAAAGCCGAACAGUAGCCCUUGUAGUAAAGAACGAUUAAACUAACGAAAACAGUCCGCAGUACGAUUUUUAGGAUGGGUCAUCACCCAUGACAAAUCUUUCGGUAAAGCGGAUCUGGAUACAAUAUCGAGAUUACAGAGAAGUGGCAAAUUUAAUGUACUUAAUUUUUAUUUAGACCCUUGAUGAAGUUUCACGCAAUACGUUCCUUUUUAAUUCUGAAAAGCCUGGAGAUGGCAGAGCACCUUUGGUGGCUUGGAGUUAUCUUACUAGUCUAUGGCAGAAGACAAGAACCAUCUUCAAAACCCUAUUUCAAAACCAAUACAUAGACGUGUCUCGCGUGAUCCGGUUAUCAGUUAUAUUAUAUGCAGUUUGUCAUAAGAUCUUCAUUGAUACUCUAUGCUGAUAACAAAAUUUGGGAGAAUCGUCAAGAGAUGGAAAUACGAGCACAUUUCUGUCUGACUUUGGUUACCUGUCAAACCGGUAUGCCUAACACGUAUCAGAUUGUCUAAGCCAACCACCAUACAGAUGGUACGAACAAAAAAGCAGACAAAAUACUACCAUUCAGUCAUGUUUAUACAUUUUAGAACAUUGUUGCUUUUGAGAAAGACCUCCAGAAAGUGGGAAAUUUGUUCACUAUGACAUACCUGGUCCCAGUGUGGUCCAAGCGAGAAAAAUUCAUUGCCAAGUGCAAACCCAAAACUUUCAGAAAAUUUAUAGAGAAUGGCUCCCCGUGUGCCCCUUUCGGUAGCCUAUCUGAAUUGACAUGCUAGAUGUUUAAGAAAUAGUAGUUUCUCGAUUCAUAUGGUUUUACGUCGAAUCACUUCAUUAUGUAUAACAGCCCAUCCUACUGAGGUAGUCAGGAGUGUUGUUUUGUAAGAACCUUUUGCAAAAACACCCAAGAUUACUGACAGAGUCACAUAUUUAAGAUAAAGAUUAAACUACUACAGUGGCCUCGUCGUAUGAUCGGUGCAAGAAGUCUUGAUAAAGUACCCUCGCCGACUUCAGUUGACCUCUACCAGUCCUCAUAAAUCGUACAGUGUCUCUUGUAAAUCCUCUAAGUCAAGGCAUGUUCAGUCCCGAAGACCAUUUGGUUGGGAACUCAUUAUACUUCAUUGUCACUACAGUAUUGCUAGUGAAAAAAGGGCACUGCCAAAUAAAUGUGUUUAGUCAGGAAUUCUGGUCAUAUAAUAUAGCAACCCCACUCGAGACACUCCCAACAUACCUUAGACAACCAACACAGCUGAUCCAUGUUUUAUGCUACUGCAAAUGACCACUCUCGUCAUCCUUCAUUAUCUUGUGGGUGGAGCAUUUCAAGGAGUAUGAAAUUAACACUAUCCAAUCUGAAGCAAUCAAACAGAGCGUAAGAAUAUCCUUCUUUUUCAGUGUUUAUAUAAGCGUGAUGUCUGGCUCUUUCGAGUGGUGUCAUGUUCAAUUAAAUUGUCAGUGCUUGAUGUAAUUGUUACCGUUGAUAUUGAAAUGUUGAUUUGUAUUUCGCUCCACUCUCAUAGACCAAUCAGAUCCAUAAGAGUGACCGAGGUUACUUAAUAGAAUGGAUGUGCCUGCGGAGUCUGGCAGUGAUGAACCUGGAGUUUUGAAAGAGGUUGACUGCUAUAUAUCCCCAGCUAUGCAGAAGCAAAUCCUAUUGCUUUUGUAUAAAAAUCGAGAGAAUUAUCACACACUAGAUAAUGAGUCAAUUAAAGAAGCUCGUAUUAAGCCGAAUCUUGAUUUGCUUGAAUUUGUUGUUGAGGAUGGGCGGAGUUCUUUUGUUGAAUCUGUUGGGGAGCAGAUAGACACAUAUUUACUUCGGUCAAACACCGUCGCAUUUCCGAGGACGUUACUGGGGUACUUUGUCAAUGAUGAAUGCCACUUUAUACCGCUUAAACGAGACGCUUUGGUUUUGGAUACGUGUAAAGAAGCAGCUAAAGUUGAUAAGACAAAUCAGAAUUCUGAUUCAUCAACUUCAACUCCUGUGGGUCCCGCAGCAUUCGUUUCUGCCCGUCUUAGGACUGCUGAUGCAAUUGCACUACGAGGUCCUAUGGCGAGUCGUCGUAAGCCUGCAGAUAGUGAUCCUGAUGUUAUAUUUCUGAAACAACAGGUCCAAGCACCAUGGUGCCCAGUACACUACAAACGAUUUAUUCCUAGUGAAGCCUUUGAAAGGCGUAUUCCUUUAUUGUAUCCAAAUGAUGAUAUGCCAGAAUUGACUAGAAAUCGUGUAACAGGUCCAAGUCAAGAAGAAUAUGUGAACAAUUUGUUAGCUUCAGUAACACCACAUGUCGUUGAUCGUAGUCGCACGGAGCCUGUUAAACUGCCUACUUUGGGAGAACUCAUUCAAACAAUAAUGAUAAAAGCACAACUUAUUCGAUUCGACAAAUUAGUUAUUUGUUUACGUGAACGCUUCAACGAUCCACAUUCAGUUACUAAUACUAGUGUUUUGCAAUACUUACCGACAUUUGCUGUUCUACUACGCGGAUGGUGGGUCGCUAAAAGUGAAAUACUUUAUCCUCCAAAUUCAUUCAGUGAACAUAGUGGUACACCAAAUACACUAUUGAUUCGGGCACGUGAUUAUAUUAUGGCUGUAUUUCAUCGCGGUGAACAUUUAACUCGUAAAACUAUUUCAUGCAUGACUAAAGUGCCUACUGUUGAGGCUACGGAAAUACUGAAAUCUUUAGCUUGUAAAAUGUCAACUACUCAGAAAGGUUGUGCAAAUCAUUGGGAGUUUUAUCCGAUCGAUUAUGAUUUUAUCAAAAAAUAUCCAGAUAUUGUACAACAACAACAAGUUGCUUGGGAAAUUCGCAUUCGUCAAUUAUGCACACAAUUAAAACUAGAACAUCUCGUAUCGGAUGGAGUUCGACGUAAACGUAAUCCUGGACAACAUUCUGGUGAAAGUGGUUCAGAUUCUGACAGUGGCUUCAAAUCACUUGUUUCAGGAGUACAUAUUUCAACCCCUAGUAAAAAUACAAAUCGUAAACGUUUACGUCAAUCAAGUGUAUGUCAUACAACAGAUACUGAUAAAGAUGCCAAUAAUUCAUUAAAACCACCUGAUCGGAAACGUGUACGAACUCAAAGUCUUUCAUCGAGUUAUUCUUCUGGUUUAUCAUCUCCUCAUUCUACUACUACAAAAUUACCUUGUCUUCAAACAGAUGUUGUAUCGUCAAAAUUUUGUAUACCCACUAGUCCACCACCUGUGAAAAUAAAUUCUCCGAAACUAAAAGUAAAUAGUACACCUAUUUCUUCAGAUCUUCCCGAUAAUUCAUCAACUGCAUUAUCAACAAAUUCAUUUAAUAAUCAGACAGUUGGUUGCAAACUGGAACCUCCUACUCCUGAGGAUCGUGAUCCAGAUAUCCCUACUGCUGCUGCCGCGGCUAGUCUUACUGAUUCAGAAAUGAAUGAACUCAAGCUUAAACGUUCUCCAUCAUCCCAUGAUAUAUCUCAAUCAGCUAUCAUGGACAACGGUCACAAUGAUACCAAUAGUAAUACUGAAUUAUCUAGUCAAACAGAUCUUACUAGUAAUCAUAUUGGUUUACCAUGUACACCUUUACAAUCUGUUAAUGAUACUAAUAUAGACAAUAACGACAGUGUUUUAAAAUUUGACAGUGACAAUGAAAUGCCAGAAUUAUUAAUGAAUAAUUCAAUUAAUUUUGUAAAAAAUGUUUUAAAUACUCAACCAAUUGUAGCAUUGUCAGCAUUGACAAAAGUCUAUCAGCAACAGUUAGGUAAUUUUGAUGCAAAUUUCUAUUCUACACUUUGGAAGAAUAGUCCACCACCUCCUCCAGGCUCUGAAAGUGAACGUGAAUUGUUAAAAACGUAUCUUUUGAAAGUUUUACAAACAAUUGAUGCACGUCAGUUAACAGUUUGUUGGCCAACUAUACCAACAGCACUUGAAAAAGAACCAUUAUUUGUAAUAAAAGUAGCUGGUCCAGAAUGUGGAGCUGUCAGUGAAUCAAUAGCACAAUUCCGUGAUACAAUCCUAGCACUUUAUGAAUCUUUGCCAAGUUUCAAAAUGAAAGAUUUACAAGAAAAAUGCCCAAUCUUUCCACCAAAAGGCAUGUCUGAAAAAGCUAUGCGAACAUUCAUUAAACAAUACUGUAUAUUCAGACAUGGAAGAUACUUCCUACGUUGUACUGUUUCUGACGAUUAAUCUUUUUGAAUAAUCACUUGAAAGAAUUCAAAUGGAUUAUUAUCAUUAUUAUUACUUCAUAUAUUGCUUACCUUUUGUAUGUCAUAUCAACACUAUUUGUAUAUUAUAACUUUCUAUUUCUUCAUGUGAAUACUUUGAAUUUUGCAAUAAAUUUAUUGCAUUGUGUAUAAAGUUAAAUAUGUCUUAUUGUUUGACUUCAAUAUUUUUUGUUACACAUCUGGUAAGUGGGAAAAUACAUUACGUAAGAAUCAGC
Molecule: messenger RNA, 5463 nt
Organism: Schistosoma intercalatum
Lineage: Eukaryota; Metazoa; Platyhelminthes; Trematoda; Strigeidida; Schistosomatidae
Source: the annotation of a GenBank genome assembly